UUCGUUGUUAUGGAAACGAGACUCGCGAGGCCAGUUUCGUCAGAAUCAGGAAAACUUCGCUCAACUUUCAGCUUUUUGGGGUCCGUUAUUCGUUUUUACCCCCGGCAAUGGAGACAAGGGACAACAAUAAAGACAACGUGACUAUAAAAACAACAGUGGUUCGUGGACAUAAUCUGCAUGGAAGCUGUUCAGACAGCUUCCAGAGUUUUGUGCAAGUAGAGAUGAACAGUACAGUCAUGGGAGAGUCGAAACUAAAGCAGGUGGAGCCUGUGGAGCUGUGCGUUGACUACGACUUCACCUGUAGCUGCCACUUCUCAAAAACCCCCCAGACUCUGGAUGACAUCGCCCACAAACCAAUCAUACUGACAGUGGUGGAGGUCUUAUCCAAGAAGAAACUUGAGGAGAGGGUGGUGCUGGGUCAAGCAGUGGUUGACCUGCUUCCACUACUGCAAGGUCAGUGCAGCUUCUUCUCCGCUGUCCCUGUGCAUCCUUUGACAGUCUCAGCAGGGGACACUUCCUCCCAGGAUUCCAGCAGUAAGCAGCCCAUCUUGGAUGUGUCCGUCAGUGUGAUGGAGCCAGUGCUGUCUGAGGCUGAACUCUCGAGAUCCACUCUGCUGAAGGUUACCAUGGAGACAGUCUAUUGUGUCCCUGAGGCGUGGACACGACUGUCUGACUCUGCUCCCUGCACAUACAGGGCCACGCUGAAGGUCCCACUCACUGCUGAGAAGGAUCAGGUGCUGACGUUUAGUGAUGGGGAGCUGAGAGCAGGGGGGCAGAGGGAGGCUGAGGGUCGACAGAAGAAGAGGCCUCAUCGUGCGCUGCUGGCUCCAGGGAACCAUGUCCUUCCUGGAACCUUCAUCCAAACAGUGCCGAUAGAGGAGGAGGACGGUGAGCUGACUGGACCAGAGGAUGUGGAGUUUCGUACUGAGGCGGAGACACUGAAGGACAGAGUGAGCUGGGACACAGAGAGAUGCUGUUUUUUGGACUCAAGUGGAACAGACAGACUGCGACAGAGGAUCAGUGAGAGCAGACUUUGGCCAGUGGAGAUCAUGAAAUCAUCACUUCAGACAAAGAGUGUAACCAACACACUGUCGGACGAGGAGGAUCCUCAGGUCUCUUCUCAUGGCGUGGCGUUCGUGGACGUGGGCCUGCUGUUAUGCCCGGGAGUGUCACGCAUCCGUGGCGCAUACAGCGUUCAUCCAUCCUCUGAGAGCGAGCUGCUGAACAAUGUACUCAUACGUACACAUUUAAACAUUUUUGUUUCACUCAAGUUUGAUCUUGAUUUAUUUUAAUUGUAUUUAUUUAUUUAUUUGAUAAAAUACAAUUCUUCAUGUACUGUUUUUGGGCUUUGAACGUACAGGCCAGUUCUACACCUCCUUCCCACUCAGUUCUUUUUUCUUCAAGACUUUCUUACCUUCUCCAUCACCAUUUAAGCAUUUCUGUCUUUGUACUUGCAUUUUCUUUGC
Molecule: messenger RNA, 1466 nt
Organism: Thalassophryne amazonica
Lineage: Eukaryota; Metazoa; Chordata; Actinopteri; Batrachoidiformes; Batrachoididae
Product: cilia- and flagella-associated protein 70-like
Exons: 9
Coding region: 108-1292 (394 amino acids)
Biological process (GO): cilium movement; cilium assembly
Cellular component (GO): motile cilium; extracellular exosome
Source: RefSeq, a predicted model, not a curated record